UUACUGGAAAUGUUCUUCAAUCUUUAAAAAACUUUUAUAAAGAGAGGCAUGACCCAGUUCUUUGAAAUUGCUUUCUGAGAAGAGUCAGCUUCUUUUUUUGUGUUAAUGAGAUAAGCAAGUCAUAAAAGCUUAUGUGCUUGUUACUUACUCCCCUCCCUUGCCCACACCUGGCUUUUGAAGUGAAAGGCAAGCAGAAAUUCUAAAUCCUUUUAGAAAUAACUCCAGUAAAGACUUAGAACAUGGAAUGCUUUGGUUUGGAAGGGACUGUUAAAGGCCAUCUCCUUCAAGCCCCCUGCAGUCAGCAGGGACAUCUUCAACCAGAUCAGGUUGCUCAGAGCCCCGUCCAACAUGACCUUGAGAGUUUCCAGGGAUGGAGCUUCUACCACCUGGCUGGGAGACCCGUGCCAGUGUUUUGCCACCUUCAGCAUAAAAAACGUCUUCCUUCUGUCUAGUCUGAAUCUGCCCUCUUCUAGUUUGAAACCAUCACCCCUUGUCCUGUCACUGCAGGCCCUGUUAAAAAGUCUGUCCCCACCCUUCUUAUAGGCCCCCUUUAAGGACUGAAAGGCUGCAGUGAGGUCUCCCCAGGGCCUUCUCUUCUCCAGGCUGGACAACCCCAACUUUCAGCCUUUCCUCGUAGGAGAGUGUUCCAUCCCCCGAUCAUUUUUGUGGCCUCCUCUGCACCUGCUCCAACAGGUCCACAUCUUCCCGGUGCUGAGGACUCCAGGGCUGGACACCAGGCUCCAGGUGGGGUCUCGUGAGAGUGGAGUAGAGGAGCAGAAGCCCCUCCCUUGACCUGCUGGUCACUCUUUCUUCGAUGCAGCCCAGGACAUCAUGGUUGGCUUUCUGGGCCACAAGUGCCCACUGCCAGUUCGUGUCCAGCUUUUCAUCCACCAGUGCCCCCAAGUCCUUCUCCCCAGGGCUGCUCUCAAUCCCUUCAUCCCGUCAGCCUGUGUUGAUACCUGUAAGGAGCAGCCUAGGCUCCUCAGCCUGGCAUUGAGUCCUGUUUCCCCAGUGCUACCUCUAUUGGCCAAAGGUGGCUCCUAAGGACUCUUACAUGCUCGAUUGAUUGUUACAUGAGAGUUACUUUGGCAUUUCAUAUCUUACCAGCAAGGAAGAGUUUUGUCCCAUACAUAGAGUCAUCUUGUUUCUGGUGUUCCUGCUCCCAGACAGCUUAUCUCAUUCUUGCCCUCCAUGCUAAAUUAUUCCUGAGUCAUGAAUUACCAUUGCUGAGUAGUUAACAAUUUUAAUUUCCCCUUCAAAAUAUACCAGUUCUAACCAGGACACUUCUGCAAUCUCCCUUUUCCCCUCUUAAGACAGCUGAAGAGGUGUAUCCAGAGAAAAGAAUAGUUAUUUAAAAUAAAAAUUUCAAGCACUGCAGUCCUAUUAGAUUUCACUGUCUAAAUUGCUAAUAAAGCAGGCAAAUCCAAUUUACCACCUAAACCCAAAUUGUUCUAUUCUUCUGCAUGUCUCCUAGUCUACACCUCCCAUUUAAGUUAGUGUUUAUGUUAGCUAUUAACACAGCUCCACUGGCCAAUCAAGUAUUGACUCAAGUUAUAUCCACCUACUAUUCCAGAUACCUGCUGUGGUAGAUUAAAAGUUGAUGUAAUUAAAUAUUGGUCUCACAACUGUGCACACAAUUGCUGUGUUGAUUUUGUGUCAUUAAAAAGAUUCUUGACAGAGGACGAAGCUUACCUGAAAGCUCCUCUGAAAAACACAAUGGACUAUUUAAGAUUAGACUUAGUAAACUCAUUAGGUUACUGUUGAUCUAAUGGGAAGUAUUUAAAUCCUGAUCUAGAUAUAUCUCCAAGAACAUGCACAUAGCACUUAAGUAGAGGAGAAUUAUCAUCUCUCAUUCUCCCUGUUAACAAAUAUAACUGCUUAGAGGCAGAGAAGCAUCAAUUGAAGAAUGUGUCAUUCAAUUAAGUCAAAUUUGUUUAUCUGAGAAAAUGAAACACAAAAAGCAAGCCGACUUGCCAUACAGGAAGCUAACCAGGUCACGGGAUUUCCCACAGACGGUCAAAAGUACUAGUAUAAGUGCAGAGGAAGCAGAUGUUGGGGAGCAAGAAAGGUUGCAAGGUCUCUCAGUGCGAGAAUAAGGCAGAAUUGGAGCACUGGAAAGCAUGAAGUGCUAGACAAAGAGGCUUGAAACUAGAAAGUGAAUAGAAGACUGUGUGUAAGGCUCUGUUAAAUUCCAAAUUGUGAAAUUCUGCAAUGGUACACUGUGGAAAAAAACAUACUUGUGCUGUUGUUACGUGUAUUCUUAUUUUUGCAAGCAUUUUAAUCUGCUCCUGGAGAGAUCCUCACUUACAGAGUAACGUAACCAGAAAAAUCUUCCCUCAGGCAAAAGCUUUCGGUCCAGCAGAUCAGCUUUGUAGGGGAAAACCUGCUCAAAAUGUAAUAACACCAUUAAAAGAUAACAGAACUUUUAUUAUCUCCCCCUACUUUGAUGACCGAGAAAGCAGAGUCACUCGUGUGAUUGGGAUUGUUCACCAUGAAGAUGUAAAACAACUAUACUGCUGGUUCUGCUGCCAGCCCAAUGGAAAGAUACAUGUAUCAAAAGCAAAGAUUGAUGUUCACGCAGAUAGAUUUGGUUUCCCGUACGGUGCAGCUGAUAUAGUGUGUUUGGAACCCGAAAACUGUGAUCCAACACAUGUAUCAAUUAAUCAGUCUCCACAUGGAAAUAUUGACCAGCUGCCAAGGUUUGAAAUAAAAAACCGCAAGGCUGAGACCUUUUCUGUUGACUUCACUGUAUGCAUCUCUGCUAUGUUUGGAAAUUACAACAACGUUCUGCAGUUUAUACAGAGUGUGGAAAUGUACAAGAUUCUUGGGGUACAGAAAGUGGUGAUCUAUAAGAACAACUGCAGCCACCUGAUGGAGAAAGUCUUGAACUUUUAUAUGGAAGAAGGAACUGUAGAGAUAAUUCCCUGGCCAAUAAACUCACACCUCAAGGUUUCUUCUAAAUGGCAUUUUUCUAUGGAUGCAAAAGACAUUGGCUACUAUGGACAAAUCACAGCUCUAAAUGACUGUGUAUACCGUAACAUGCAGAGGAGCAAGUUUGUGGUUCUUAAUGAUGCUGAUGAAAUAAUCCUUCCCCUUAAGCACCCAGACUGGAAAACAAUGAUGAACAGUCUUCAGGAGCAAAACCCAGGAACUGGCAUUUUCCUCUUUGAGAACCAUAUCUUCCCAGAAACUGUAUCUACUGACGAGUUCAACAUUUCAUCCUGGAAUACAGUGCCAGGUGUUAACAUACUACGGCAUGUUUACAGAGAGCCUGAUAGGAAAGAGGUUUUCAAUCCCAGGAAAAUGAUAAUUGAUCCACGAAAGGUGAUUCAAACCUCAGUCCACUCUGUCCUUCAUGCUUAUGGGAACAGUGUGAAUGUUCCCAUGGAUGUUGCUCUCAUUUAUCAUUGUCGGGUGCCCCUUCAAGGUAACCUUCCCAGAGAAUCUCUCAUCAGGGAUACAACGCUGUGGAGAUACAACUCAUCAUUAAUCAUGAAUGUUAAUAAGGUGCUGUAUCAAACCAUACUGUAAGCUUAAAAGUGAAACCUCAGUUAUGAGGAGGGAAAGUGGAGAGCUACCCAUAGCGUGGGACAGCAGAGGAUGUAAUUUAAUGAUCAUAGUGAAAUCACUUCCACAUGAAGUUUACGUCUUACAGAGAUUUAGGAGAACAGCCUUUUCAUGUGCUGUACAAAGGUAAAUCCAUUUGAUUUGUGGACUGAAGGUAUUCAGGGAAAGAUUUUCAAAGCUGAAAAAAUUAUUUGAUCUAAGAAGUCUGGUUGAGGGCUCUGUCCAAUGAUUUUGAGAUGUUUGCACAUGGUUUGAAAAGCCUGAUGAUGUCAUCAUAUGUCUUUGCAGGAAAAUGGUGUGAGGUAACUCUUUUCAGGGAUAUCCAUUUUGAGAUACAUCUUUGGCUCUUAAAGUUAACUGUGUUGGGUUUUCUACAAUUUGAAGUUUAAUAAUGAAAUUUAAUGGUGUCACAAUAGGCAUUUAAUGCUAUGCUGUCCCAAAAAUAAAUUCACUGUAUUUUUUAAGAUCA
This is a messenger RNA of Apus apus (common swift), 4036 nucleotides long. RefSeq lists its product as uncharacterized. The transcript has 2 exons. Lineage: Eukaryota; Metazoa; Chordata; Aves; Apodiformes; Apodidae. The coding region runs from base 2212 to 3531 and encodes 439 amino acids. The record is from RefSeq and is a predicted model, not a curated record.